CAUGGCGAGGUCCCAGCUCAGCGCCCCCACGUCGGCCGAGGCCGAGCUGCUGCUGCUGCAGAGACAAGCGCUGGUUGAGGAGGAGCAGGCCAAAGUCAAGAGGGCGCUGCUCACCCGCUUCAUGCAGGAGAAGCUGAGCCGGGAGGAGCAGAGCAGCCUCUGGGGUCUCCACAAGGUCCGCACGCUCUGGCGCUCAGCCCAACGCAAGGCCAAGGACAAAGAGCUGCGCCAGGACAUCGAGAUCCUCAGCCAGACCUUCUCCAGGGUCAUGGACUGCAAGGAUGGCACCAUUGAGGUGACUCUGGGUGCUCUUCACGGGCCCUCUGAACAGGGAGAAGCUGUGAGAAUGUUCAUGGUUUCAAUCCAAACAGCUGAGUUUCAGGAGAAGGUCCAGUCCCUGGAGAUGUUGGUCUGUGACAUUCCUGGUUGUCUUGGUUUGGAAAGACAGGUGUGUGCUAAAGAAGGCAGGAGCCUCCCCUAA
Molecule: messenger RNA, 481 nt
Organism: Zonotrichia albicollis (white-throated sparrow)
Lineage: Eukaryota; Metazoa; Chordata; Aves; Passeriformes; Passerellidae
Source: RefSeq, a predicted model, not a curated record